GCUCGGAAGGCUGAGCAUCAAGGGCUGAAAAUGGUCGACUGGAAUGUCUUCUUGGACUCCACGCAGACCAUGCUCGGCCAGGUGCAGAAGGUUCAGCAGCAGUGCUACCAAAAGAUGAAGCUCAGUGAUGCCUCUGGGGCGGUAGACGUCCAUGCGGGGCUGCGCGCCACCAUGAACGCCCAGACGAAGAGCAUCAUCGAG
Messenger RNA from Symbiodinium sp. CCMP2456, 201 nucleotides. Lineage: Eukaryota; Dinophyceae; Suessiales; Symbiodiniaceae. The record is from the annotation of a GenBank genome assembly.